CAUCACCUUACUUUACUUUUUUAUUUAUUAUAUACAAGUUGAAGACAUGAGGGUUAUCUCUGCUGCUCUCUUUGUUCUUGGCUCUUUUAUGGUCACAUCUACUGUCGGACAGGCCUGCUUUCGUAUUUGCGCUCCUAACCGAUUCAAUUGUCCUCAAACAUACGAAUCAAAACAAUUUGGUAUGUGCUGGACUUGCUGCUCUUCAAAAACUUCGUCUUGAUCUCAAAGUAUCUGCUGUUUCUUUAACAAUAAAGCGCCCGUUUCUUUUCUAAUGGGACACGUAAUCGCUUCGAUUUUCCCUUUUAUUGUAGCCUAUUCAUAAGAGAGAGAACAUCAUUACUUGUAUUUGGCCUUUGCGGAAAAACCAUGAAUAUAUAAAAUGUUAUGCUACAACUCUUCUUUGAAUUUCUUUUCAUUUUACAUUUCACCAGUUACCUCCUUUAGGUUGAGUAAUAACCGAC
Molecule: messenger RNA, 461 nt
Organism: Rhizopus microsporus ATCC 52813
Lineage: Eukaryota; Fungi; Mucoromycota; Mucoromycetes; Mucorales; Rhizopodaceae
Exons: 1
Coding region: 47-220 (57 amino acids)
Source: RefSeq, a predicted model, not a curated record